Aspergillus pseudonomiae is the source of this 467-nucleotide messenger RNA. RefSeq lists its product as uncharacterized. The record is from RefSeq and is a predicted model, not a curated record. NCBI's taxonomy places the organism in Eukaryota, Fungi, Ascomycota, Eurotiomycetes, Eurotiales, Aspergillaceae. The coding region runs from base 8 to 418 and encodes 136 amino acids. The transcript has a single exon.
AGAACCUAUGGGAAACAGGGAGAAUGUACCCAUUUACUUUGCCACUGGCUUGAAGACAAUCUUUCCAGUACUUCUCGCGGGUGGUUUCUCAGAUCUGGGUAUGGUGGCGCGGUGGGGUGGUAGUGAUCGACCAGCUCCUCCAAGUAAGGCCUCAUCCAAGACGCGAGACAGAAGCGGCCUAACAACAAGGGAGUAUAAACACCCCAUAUUUUCCUCUCACUCUUACCAGCGGGACGAAGCAAUAACCGACGUCACUCUCACUAGUUUCGUGGUCGUCUGGAACUAUAACUUAUGGAUGUCAGGUUCAGACUUAGCUGUGGUGUUUAACUGUCUUAUGUAUGCUCCCAUCGACUCGUACUUUGGACUGCGGGUUACGACUAGUAUACCUCCAGGCCGCUAUGAUAGCCUGCUGUCCUAGUAGUGGCCCUUUGCGGUGAUGUUGCGAGGGUUUGUGAGCAUGAUAGCCA